Emiliania huxleyi CCMP1516 is the source of this 1791-nucleotide messenger RNA. RefSeq lists its product as hypothetical. The record is from RefSeq and is a predicted model, not a curated record. NCBI's taxonomy places the organism in Eukaryota, Haptophyta, Isochrysidales, Noelaerhabdaceae. The transcript is spliced from 8 exons. The coding region runs from base 1 to 1791 and encodes 596 amino acids.
AUGCCGCGCCGAUCUGGCGCCUCCACCAUCGCGCGCAAGCCGUCCGGCCUAGCGGUGACAAUCUUGGGCCUCGUCGUGCUAGCCGUGGCGACCGUGCGGGUCGACCCUCCGCCGGUGCUUCCGUUGCGUCUGAGCGGUGGCGACGCGGCGCAGUGCCAUGCGCGGUACCACUCCGAGUACGAUGGCGUCGCGGUGGUGUGGGGCGACAAGAACGUCGUUGCCGACGCCGCUGCUUGCUGCGCGUCGUGCGAGGCCCACGCGACGGCGGCGACGGCAGAGGGCCGGACGGCGUGCAACGCGUGGGUCUUUUGCGGCGACGCGAAGGCGUGCGGCAGCAAGCUCGGCCACUGCUGGCUCAAGCACACGCAGGACCCGUCGCUGCCCGGCCACGCGUCGCACAUGACCGCGCCUCCCUCGACCGAGCCCUCCUUCUCGUACCCUCUCCCGCUCACCGACCCAGAAGUCAACCUCGGGCCGUCUGGCCACCUCGACCGGCGGGCAGACGGCUACUUCCACCUCGGAGACCUGACACUCCGCGCCGCGGCGGGCGACGGCGCCCUCGCCGAUUGCGCCUCGGUCGGCGCCGGCGCAGUCCAGGCGGCGGCUCAAGGCGCGGCUCGCGAGGGCGGCGCGGCGGCGGGCAGCGGCGAGCUGUGGAGGCACGUGAGGCGGGUGCCGUUGCUGCGAGGCGCCGGCCGCGCCGGCAGGGGCGAGUGCCCGCUCUCUGCCUCCGGCCUCGAGGUCGAGCGGCAGGUUGUGGCCGAGGAGGCGAGGGCCGGAGGAGCCGUGGUGCUGCGGCUGCGGCUGUCCAACCGCGGUUCGAAGCCGAUCAAGGUGGCGUCGCUCGGCCUGGCGAUGCCCUUUGACCAGGACUUUGUGGGGCGGACGCUGCCGCAGGUGGCGGCCUCGUGCUCCUUCGUCGAGCCUUUCCUCGGCUUGGGCGGCGGCUACGUGCAGGUGACGCGCGCGACUGGGCGCGGGCCGGUGCUGCUGCUGCUCCCCGAGGCGGGGACCGUGCUCGAGGCGUGGAGGCCGUACCGGCACGAGGACCUGAUGCGGCUCGACUUUAUGUAUGAGAACACGCACGAGCUGAUGCUGCACACGGCCGGCCACGCGGCGCGCGAGUGGCGCAGCGCGAGCCCGUGGAACACGCCGAGCGAGGCGACUCUGCCGCCCGGCGGGGAGGCGACCUACGGACUCCGACUCGUCCUCUCGCCGAGCCUCGAGGCGGUCGAGGCGACGCUCCUUGCCGCCGGGCGCCCCGCCAGCCUCGUGCUCCGCGUCCCCACCCGCCUCCCCGCCGGAGCUGACCCAACCCGCCUCGCGCCGGCCCUCGCUGCGGAGCCCGCGUCCGCCCUCGAGGCGACGCUCACGCACGCGCGCGUCGCGCCGCUGCAGCCCGCGCACACGGACGCCGGCCCCUUGGUCGCCGCAAGCGAGGCGGUCCUGCGCUACAGCCUCGUGCCCCGCUCGUCGCCCGAGGACCGUCGCGUUCGCCUCUCGGUGGCGCUUCCCGCCGAGCUGCUGCCGCCGCGCCGCGGCUCGCCCCUUGCAAUGAGCAUCCACUUGCACGUGGCGCCGCCCGCCUCCGAGCUCGUGGGCGCGCUCGGCGAGCACGGCGCGGCGAAGGGAUACUUGCCGCUCGGCACCCCCGACCCGUGGCACCGCGACGGCGCCUUCUUCGGCUGGGACGCGAGGCGCGGCGAGCGGGCGGGCGCCGCGGCCGGCGUGGCCAUGGCGGUCAAGCAGCUCUGCUGGCGCCGGCCGGCCGCGCACCUCGCAUGCGCAUGA